Molecule: messenger RNA, 959 nt
Organism: Hirundo rustica (Barn swallow)
Lineage: Eukaryota; Metazoa; Chordata; Aves; Passeriformes; Hirundinidae
Gene: ICOS
Product: inducible T cell costimulator
Exons: 6
Coding region: 1-657 (218 amino acids)
Biological process (GO): T cell tolerance induction; T cell costimulation; cell-cell adhesion
Source: RefSeq, a predicted model, not a curated record
AUGCCUCUGUGUCAGGCAGGCAUGAAGGCAGUUGCUGUAACUUGCUGUCUCCUCUGCUUUCAGUUUGAAGUGCUGUACGGAGCUGACAGCUGCUUAUUACGUGCAUGCAAAAAUAUAGAUCAGCCCCGUGUUUCUGAUGCUCAGGUGAUGGUGGAAUUUGAAAAAGGAAACUUCAAUUUCACAUUCCCCAACCCCCAAAAUGCGAGUGAGUUCAGCAUGACCCUCUUCAAAGGGAGUGAAAAGAAGGAAAUCUGUGCACUCCAUUUGAGCAAAGAGAGAGUUAUCCCCACGAGUAAUGUCACCUACUGUCAGACACAGAAUUCAAGAACCAGCACCACUUUCAUUCUUAAAAAUCUGGAAAAAACACAUGUUGAUGUUUAUACCUACUACCUGGAGAUAUUCUUACCCCCUCCUUACAUAGAAUGCUGUCUGAAAGAAACCUAUUUGUAUAUCCAAGAUAAGGAAGACUGCUUUUCACUUGGACUCACGUCAUGGAUAAUUAUCAGCCUGAUCAUUUUUGCCAUUUUCUGUGUCUGCUUUGUUGUGUCCUGUUGCUUAAGGAACAAGAAUCAGAAGUGUGAAUCCAACUCCCAUGAGUACAACAGUGAAUACAUGCCCAUGGCAGCGGUGAACGCAGCUAAGAAAACAAGAAUCUGAGGUAUAAGUUGCUUGUGGCAUGGAAAUCUUGGAAGCAGAGUUUUCCAGCUACUUGAAUUUGGACAAUGGGAAAUCAGCUUUCCCCCACCUUUCCCAACCUCCCUGAGCUCUCAUGAUGGCCCUCUGCUCAGCCAUGUGACACCCACUGCAGUACUGUUGUGAGCUGUGUUUUGCUCCAGCCUUGUUUGUGAGCUGGCACCCUGCCUGAUCCACUGACUCGGACAUGAAAUGAUAACAAUGUGUUAAAGAUGUCAGCUUUUAGUUGAAGAAAAUGUAAGAUUCCUGUAGUGCCGCUACAGAGA